Messenger RNA from Rotaria sp. Silwood1, 501 nucleotides. The record is from the annotation of a GenBank genome assembly. Lineage: Eukaryota; Metazoa; Rotifera; Eurotatoria; Philodinida; Philodinidae.
AUGGUAGAUUACUUUAGAGGAAACAAAACAGUUGAUGAACAAGUUUAUGAAUUACUCAAUACAUAUCGAACACCAUUUUGGCUUAAUAAAUAUGGUUGGUUUGUUCGAUGUGAUUGGAAUCCAGGUAUUGGAAACUUUUAUCUUUAUACUUUGCCAUAUGCUUUUGACUACUUUGAUAUAUCUGAUUCAACAAUUUGGAAAUCAACUUGUCUUGAUGAGAAGAAUCAAUACUCAUACGAUGCUGUGCAUCAUUUAAACUAUGAUGUUAAACCUGAACAAUUUCCCCAACUCUCUGUUAAAGCUAUGCACAAAUUACGAUUAUUAUUUGUACAAUGUGACGAUGACAAAGGAGGAAAACGAUAUCGAAUAGAAGAUGGUGAGGAAGAGGAAAACUCAACAGAAGAUGAACUUCUCAGUUGGUUACGGCAGCAAUUGGCAGGUAUACGGCCAUUCAUUGAAAUAUCUCGUUCACGCUACACUAUUGUAUUGAGAUUAUUAUAG